ACCUCGACCUCCAUCCCUAGCGCUCUCGCCCCAAAGCACGCCGCAGGCGCAGAGCCAUCACCACCAUCCUUCCCCCCCUCUAUCUCUCUCUACCCCAUCCCUCCUCUCUCUCCUCAUAUACCAGCGACGCUGCCUCCUUCCAUGGAAGCCAGCAACAAUGAGUCCGCGCCCACGGCCGAGGCAGCUGCAGGCAGCGGCCCGGCCGGCGGAGAAGGGCGGAAGGGCAAGGCGCCCAAGGGCGGGCCCGAGAACGGCAAGUUCCGGUACCGCGGCGUGCGGCAGCGGAGCUGGGGCAAGUGGGUGGCGGAGAUCCGCGAGCCGCGGAAGCGCUCCCGCAAGUGGCUCGGCACCUUCGCCACCGCCGAGGACGCCGCGCGCGCCUACGACCGCGCCGCGCUCCUCCUCUACGGCCCCCGCGCGCACCUCAACCUCACCUCCCCGCCGCCUCCUACGCUCGCCGCGCCGCGCUCGCACCCGCACUCCUCCGCCACGUCGUCUGCCCCGCCAGCGCUCCGCCCGCUCCUGCCGCGCCCGCCACUGCACCAGCUCUCCAGCGACGGUGCUCCUGCACCGGAUUUCCACUACCACAACCAGUUCCAGCGCCGUCUCUUGCCGCAGCCGACACCCACACUAUACUACGCCAACACGGCCACGGCGUCCACAGUGACCACCAGUGUGCCGACACGGGUGGCGGUUCCGCAGGAGCCGGCCAUCGCGCCCGCAGUAGGCUCCUCGACGUCACUACAGGAGCCGCAGGUAGGUACGCCGGAGGAGGCGCGCGGGGAGGCAGGGUGGGACUACAACGGCGGCGAGGAGGAGGAUUAUGCGGCGGCGCUGCUGUGGGACGAGCCGGAGCCCUUCUUCUGGUUUGAUGUCUUCCUCAAGUGAUGGCCAGCGCACGACGCUGCAUGCCAACUCGAAUCCUGCAUGGUUGGUUUGGAGUUUCGGAGUGACGGCAGCUCAUGCUCAUGCAUCUGCAUGCAUGUGUUGGGCAGUAAGCAAGCAAGAAAGGUAGAUAGGCUUGCUAGCUAGGGUUUCUGAUUCCUUUGUACUAAAUUAUCUUUAUAUUUUUUUUAUCUUAUCCUUCUUUUUUCCCUAAGGGUGUGAUUGAGGUAUAGUAAUGUGAGGUGGUAUUACUGGUGGGAGGAUUUAGGGUUCUUUGUUGAUUUAAAGAUUCAAUUUUGAAUCACAUCGAAUCGAUUUCUUGCAUGGGGAUGCAAUCUAUUUAAUUGUGGCAUGUAUAAAAAUCAGCGAUGCAACAAUUUUUAAUUCUGUGUUUUCUUC
This is a messenger RNA of Zea mays, 1284 nucleotides long. RefSeq names its product ethylene-responsive transcription factor ABI4. The coding region runs from base 142 to 888 and encodes 248 amino acids. The transcript has a single exon. Gene Ontology annotation, molecular function: DNA-binding transcription factor activity; transcription cis-regulatory region binding. Gene Ontology annotation, biological process: positive regulation of DNA-templated transcription; response to stress. NCBI's taxonomy places the organism in Eukaryota, Viridiplantae, Streptophyta, Magnoliopsida, Poales, Poaceae. Gene Ontology annotation, cellular component: nucleus. The record is from RefSeq and is a predicted model, not a curated record.